Messenger RNA from Amphiprion ocellaris (clown anemonefish), 852 nucleotides. Its product is annotated as histone H3. Gene Ontology annotation, cellular component: nucleosome. Gene Ontology annotation, molecular function: DNA binding; protein heterodimerization activity; structural constituent of chromatin. The record is from RefSeq and is a predicted model, not a curated record. NCBI's taxonomy places the organism in Eukaryota, Metazoa, Chordata, Actinopteri, Pomacentridae. The coding region runs from base 389 to 799 and encodes 136 amino acids. The transcript has a single exon.
UCAAAACUACUUUCCUUUAGAUACAUAGACUUCUUUCUGUCUUUAUCUUGUUUUCUAUGGGCCAAGAAACUUUCCACGCUGAGUUAUUUUUUCAAAGAAAAAUAGAAUUAAAUAUUCGAACAAAUAAAAUACAACAUUUGAACUUCAGUAUAAAAUAAAAGACGAGUUGAAAUCAGGAUUUAUGAAACAUGGCGGACGCUGUGGAGGAGGAGCUUAUUUUAAACGUCACAUUCAUUUCAUCCAAUACACGCUCUGAUAGUCCACGUGCUGCACCGCUCUGGACCAAUCAGAGCUGCCGUUGCUCCGCCGCUCUCCAUAUAAGCUGAGUGUUGCCGCUCAGUUUCCACUUGUAUUUUACUGUUGGACCAGUGAAGACGGAGGAAGCAGAAUGGCCAGAACCAAGCAGACCGCUCGUAAAUCCACCGGAGGAAAAGCUCCCAGGAAGCAGCUGGCCACCAAGGCUGCCCGCAAGAGCGCGCCGGCCACCGGCGGCGUGAAGAAGCCUCACCGUUACCGUCCCGGUACCGUGGCUUUGAGAGAGAUCCGUCGCUACCAGAAAUCCACGGAGCUGCUGAUCCGCAAGCUGCCCUUCCAGCGCCUCGUCAGAGAGAUCGCUCAGGACUUCAAGACCGACCUGCGCUUCCAGAGCUCCGCUGUCAUGGCUCUGCAGGAGGCCAGCGAGGCUUACCUGGUCGGUCUCUUCGAGGACACCAACCUGUGUGCCAUCCACGCCAAGAGGGUCACCAUCAUGCCUAAAGACAUCCAGCUGGCCCGCCGCAUCCGCGGAGAGAGAGCUUAGACCCACAGCACUCACUUUACACCCGACACAACGGCUCUUUUAAGAGCCACACA